Prunus mume (Japanese apricot) is the source of this 1186-nucleotide messenger RNA. Its product is annotated as 2-oxoglutarate (2OG) and Fe(II)-dependent oxygenase superfamily protein. NCBI's taxonomy places the organism in Eukaryota, Viridiplantae, Streptophyta, Magnoliopsida, Rosales, Rosaceae. The record is from RefSeq and is a predicted model, not a curated record.
AUAAGCAGCCUGGCCGAGAAGAUGACUUCCAUCUCUACAAAAAAAUGGCUUCCGAAUCUUACCCUCCUCCAUUUCGUUCACUCAACAAUUCGACCCAGAUCGUAGAUUCGGAUGAAAAAGCCUACCCGGUUCAUGAUUUGGAGGAUCCGAUACCCCUGUUGGAUCUCCAGAGCCUGAAACUUGGCAAGCAGCUUGGUGAGGCCUGUGAGCAAUGGGGCAUUUUUCGUUUGGUAAACCAUGGGGUUCCUCCAACCCUUUUGAGCCAACUUCGAGACCAUGCGGAAACGUUUUUUUCUCUGCCUUUUGAAUCCAAACAGAGCCUAAUCACCAGGCCUCUGUCCUACUUCUGGGGCACCCCUGCCCUUACUCCAUCUGGGGCAGCCUUACACAGAAAGGGUAGUACUCUGGAGAAUAUCAAUUUGGUUGAAGGGUUCAACGUGCCCAUAGCUCAACUCAAUCAAUUUCAAGCUGAUAAUCACAUAGUUGCUUCUUUCAGCCUUGUGCUAGAAGAAUAUGGAAAGCACCUAGCUAGAAUUGCCACAACUAUAUUUGAAGCUAUGUUAAAGAACCUUGGUUUGGAUCCAAUAGAAUCGAAGUCCAAUUUAUCACAUUCUACUGGCUCUGUACGUGUCUACCGUUACCCACGUUGCUCCAACUCUAACUCUGCAUGGGGUUUGGACGUCCACACUGACAGCUCUGUGGUCUCGAUCUUGAACCAAGAUGACGUCGGUGGACUUGAAGUUCUCAAAGACAAAGACUGGUUUACUGUUAAGCCAAUUCCCAACACUCUAAUUAUCAACCUUGGAGAUAUGAUGCAGGCAAUAAGCGAUGACAAAUACAAGAGUGUGACACACAGAGUGAAGGUGAACAAAAACAAAGAGCGAAUUUCAAUCUGCUACUUUGUGUUCCCGGGUGAAGGCAGUGUGAUUCGGAGCUCAAAGUACAAGCCUUUUACUUACAGUGAUUUUCAAGAGCAAGUGCAGCAAGACAUAAAAACUGUUGGGUAUAAGGUUGGGCUUGAGAAGUUCAAGAUUAGUGAAGCUGUUUAAGUGAUGAUGCUAACGGGCUCAAUAAUAUGUCUGUGGGCUAUGCACAAAAACAAAAUGUUCGUGUGCCCUACGAACACCACUUUUUUCCCCUUUUGUUUUUUACUUUUGAUAUAAUCUAAAAUGUUUUUUUUUUCAUC